ACUCAAUGUCGAGUCAGGCGAUUUAGUUCCAAUAAAAUCCGUCAUCGGCUGUGAGAAUGAGAAAUCGUCGUUUCAAAAUUGACCGAUGUUGCAUAUGCGUGCGCGUGGAAAAUGUCACCCGGCUCUUGAAUUUGGUUUUAACAUGAAAUAAAGUAAGAGAAAAUCAUGAUUAGAGUCGAACGACUCGCGAUACAAAAGCGAUUUUUAUGAGGUGUCUCAAAAAGCGGCGGAUUCAUUGCUGGAAUUCGUGUAUCUGAUUGAGGUUAUCUUUGUCGCGAGUUUAUUUCUUAUUUUCUGUUUUUUUAAAUGGAAGAAACUACGUGCAAUUCGCCGAAAUCACGUUCAGAUGAAAAUAGCCAUAUCAAUGAGCCAGACACCGAAACAUCCUGCAAAAAUGACAAUGAUACGGAACGUUGUAAUGGGGAACGUACACCGCGACACUCCGAGAGAUCCAUUGACAACUCUAUUUUCAAUACUAUUUCCAAAAUUGUUAAUCCUACUAAGGUACCAGACAUUCAAGAUUUUAAGAUAGUCAAGCCGAUAAGCAGAGGAGCGUUUGGUAAAGUGUUUUUGGGAUACAAAAAAACCAAUCCGGAGCAAGUGUAUGCGAUUAAAGUGAUGAAGAAAAACGAAAUGAUAAAUAAGAACAUGGCGUCACAAGUAGUAAUUGAGCGUAAUGCGCUGGCUCUGACUCACAGUCCAUAUUGUGUGCAACUCUUUUACUCCCUGCAAUCUGUCAGCAGUGUGUAUCUAGUCAUGGAAUAUAUGGUGGGUGGCGAUCUUAAGAGUCUGCUCGGUGUUUAUGGCUUUAUGGAGGAAUCUAUGGCAGCUUUUUACACGGCGGAAGUAUGCUUGGCAUUGGAGUACCUUCACUCGCAUGGCAUUGUGCAUAGGGAUCUGAAACCAGACAACAUGCUUCUCUCGCGCGAAGGACACAUCAAGCUUACAGACUUUGGCCUGAGUAAGAUAUCGUCUUUGCAUAGAGAUCUUGAGAUAUCAGAUUUAGUGAAUCCUCUCACUCCCAGUCUAUGUGCCAGGACACCCGGCCAAUUGCUCUCGCUGACGUCUCAUCUCUCCUUCGGUUCUGGCCAAAAGUCCACCAAUGAAUCGAAUCUUAGCGACAGAAGCACACCUAUGAACUUACUCGCCGUGCUGCAGAGAAAUUGCACGAAAACUGUGGGGCAUAUGUCGCCGAACUCCGCUAUUUCUUCUGUCGCAUCUGGAGAUUAUUCUCGAAUAUCCGGUGUUACGCCUUUCCAAUCGGCGGAGGAUUUGCACUUUGAGCAUAGCAAUGAUGAACAAAGUAUAGAAGAGGAUGAGGAUACUGUACAGAAGCAUGAAGAUGGUCCAGAUAGUUCCAGCAGCUUUUAUACCUGCGAAGUGUCGUCUUCCAACCAAGCAAACAAUCAUACCGUUCAGAAUGUGGAGGAGGAAAAGGACGAAUCCACGCUCGAAGCGGAAGAGAGUCGACGAGAGUCGCAACAGCGAUCCCUUGAGCACACCAGUCCGGUGAGUACUUGUACAAAUUUAUUCGUGAUUCGGGGAUCGAAAAGAAAGCGACCGGAUGCGGCGUGUGCAUCGACCGGCUUAACGUGCGAGAUCAACGCGAUGGAUUUAGACAUCGAUAGGACACCCAAGAGAAAUAAUCGCGACUCCACGUUUUCCUGUACGAGUCCGACAAUCAAUGUUACUUCGAUAUCCAAAACCGUGGAUAUUACUGUUGAUAUGGCGAAUAAUAAUCGUAGUAGGACACCGUCUGAGAGUCAGGACGAGCAGGACACCGGCUCUGCGGGUAGAGUAGCUUUCAGCACGCCCGUAUCCUCCACUAAACAGAGAGGUCGCGACAAUGAAAAGCAGCAGAAGCACCAGGAGGAAGAGGACGCUCAGACCUUUAUAAAGACGAGAUUUCGCCUGCCGCCGCCGCCCACGUCGCACUCCGCGCCCGAGAUGCAUACGGACUCGGACAACACUUCCGAUGGCCAUCGUUCGCCUCAGGGUAUCUCACCUAUUAAGACACCCGCGACUUCGGGCAACGGGUGUUACACGCCUUAUAGAACACCCAAGUCCGUCAGAAGAGGCGGCCAGGGUGGUGCCAAUCGGUCGGACGAUCGCAUACUCGGCACGCCUGAUUAUCUCGCUCCGGAACUGCUGCUCAGGCAAGGUCACGGACCGGCUGUUGACUGGUGGGCACUGGGCGUAUGCCUAUAUGAGUUCUGCACAGGCUUACCGCCGUUCAACGACGAGACACCACAGGCAGUGUUCGCAAACAUUCUCGCGCGCGAUGUUCCAUGGCCGGAGGACGAGGAAGCGUUAUCAGCAGCGGCAACCGACGCCAUUGAUGCACUUCUCACCUUGGACCAGACAGCACGCCCUUCGGCGAAGGAGGUGCGUUCCAUGAGUCUUUUCCGCGAGUUCCCUUGGGACGAGCCGUCGAAAGCGACACCUCCUUUCAUUCCGCAGCCCGAUGAUAAAUACGAUACAUAUUACUUCCAAACACGAAAUACACUGCAGCAAUUGAAUAUAAGCAGUUGCGAUACGUAGCCUUAUGCUCUAUGCAAGACGUGGCAGGAACAGAAGCCUAUGAUGUCAAAACUGUUGUCAUGUAACUUUAUUUUUUAUAUAUACUUGUGUAUGUAUAGUAAUAUAAAAUAUAUUUUGUUACUACUUGUAA
Molecule: messenger RNA, 2671 nt
Organism: Linepithema humile (Argentine ant)
Lineage: Eukaryota; Metazoa; Arthropoda; Insecta; Hymenoptera; Formicidae
Gene: gwl
Product: serine/threonine-protein kinase greatwall
Biological process (GO): peptidyl-serine phosphorylation; intracellular signal transduction
Molecular function (GO): protein serine/threonine kinase activity; ATP binding
Source: RefSeq, a predicted model, not a curated record